CGCGAAAAGAACGCAUCUGACGAAUUCUUACGUUCCUUGCAGGAGAUAAUGGCAGUGAUCGUUCAGAAGCUGCUCAAGUUCGUGUUUUGGAUACUGGCGUGCAUAACCACGCCAUUUUACAGACUACGAUACUUUAAGAAACGAAAACGAUUGCCACCGAUUAAAAGUCCACUCCUGCUCCAAUCAGCCACCAAGAUUGCACAGCAAAUUCGAGAAAGAAAGGUCAGCUGCGUAUCAGUGAUCAGAGCCUACAUAGAAAGAUGCAACGACGUGAAUCCAAUAAUAACCGCCAUCGUUGACACGCGAUACGAGAGUGCCAUUCAAGAGGCGAAAGGUUACGACGAAUUCUUGGCGCGAACCGAGAAGACCACAGAGGAACUGGCACGCGAAAUGCCUCUUCUUGGCGUUCCUGUGACUGUUAAGGAGAGCAUAGCCGUCAAAGGGAUGUGCUACACGGUGGGCUUCAAGGAAAAUGUCCCGACGAAAGCAGAGGAGGACGCCGAAGCCGUGAGCUUGAUUCGCAAAGCAGGAGCCAUUAUUUUGCUAGUCAGCAACACUCCGGAGAUGUGCUUGUUCUGGGAGAGUAACAACAACGUGACUGGCUGUACCAACAACCCCUACGACCCCAGAAAAACUUCUGGCGGGUCUUCUGGGGGCGAGGGAGCCCUUUCGGGCUCUGCAGCAUCUGUGGUGAGUCUUGUUUCGGACAUCGCAGGCUCGGCGAGAUUUCCAGCCCUCUUCUGUGGAGUUUUUGGUCACAAACCUACACCCAAUUUGGUGGCCAUCAAGGGUCACAAGCCAAUAUCCUACGACGUAAGGUGGAAUGAGUUCUUUGUCAUGGGCACCAUAGCCAGAUACGCAGAGGAUCUUCCUCUUGUGAUAAGUGUCAUGUGUAAAACGGACGAGGGUCGUCGUCGCCUCAAUCAAAAGACACCUUUGGCGAACAUAAAAUUCUUCUAUACGGAAGGCCGUGCUGCCGAAGCCAACUCCAUCAAUAGGGAUAUGAAGAACGUUAUGCAGAAGCUGAGGACGUACCUCGAAGUGACGUAUAGCGUUAAAGUGCAACAAGUACACAUGAGCGAUAUAAAGUACUCGUUUAACUUGUCAGCGUAUGCGCUGUUAAAUCUGGACGUGGAAGAGGUCGUCCAGGAAUUUGGCCCUUUGAAUGUUUGCGCGCUGUUCGUGGAAGGACUCAAGCAACUCUUCAGGGUGUCGCGAUACACUUUCGCCAUGUACGGGUACUUGAUGGCGGCGUAUAUCUACAGAAAACUUCCACGAGGUUUCAGCAAUCUAAUGGCGGAGAAGAGAGUUUCUCUGAAGAAACAGUUCGAGGAUAUUCUAGGCGACAACGGAGUGAUGAUUUAUCCUUCGUUCGUGUCAGCAGCGUAUUAUCGAUACGAAUCCUUCAACAAUAUCCCCAAUUUCGCUUACAUGAUGCUGUUCAACGUUCUGGGAUUGCCUGUCACUCAAUGCCCAAUGGGAUUGAACGCCAAUGGUUUACCUCUUGGCCUCCAAAUAGUCGCAGGUACUGGGAACGAUCACCUGAGCAUCGCCGUGGCUCAAGAAAUCGACAGAAUCUUUGGUGGCUGGCGACAACCGCCGUGCUCAUCCGGCGAAGAAUCGAUUUGAUGAUUCGUUCGUUACGCGAUAGUAAUUCACUAUUUUUGUAUCGAGAUACGAGUCUUCCAUUUUAUACUCGAAGAACAAUCACGGUAAUUAGCUCUGAAAGGCUAUAAGUUAUCGUUGCGUUAAUAUCGAUUCCAAAUGCAGCUUGCGAGUAAUGAUUAAUAUGAUAAUUGCGAGUG
This is a messenger RNA of Hylaeus anthracinus, 1805 nucleotides long. Its product is annotated as fatty-acid amide hydrolase 2. The transcript is spliced from 10 exons. The record is from RefSeq and is a predicted model, not a curated record. The annotation marks the transcript as partial. NCBI's taxonomy places the organism in Eukaryota, Metazoa, Arthropoda, Insecta, Hymenoptera, Colletidae.